AUGGCGGCUCCUGCUGUUUCUCUGGUCUCCUACUCGUCCACGCAAGCAGCUUUCGUGUCUCGCGUCGUCGCGUGCCAGUCGAGAGCCACUAGCAGCCAGCAGCAGUUCCCUUCUCCUCCCCACGUAACUCGCGUCGCCGCUUCUUCGUUCACGCGUGCGACGACGUUCCCAUCUCGUACCCACUCUCCGUGUGUUUCUCGCUCGCUGCGAUCGCGACAACUCACUACAGGCUGGCCGUACGGAUGCCGAGUAGCAGCGGCGAAUGCAGGCACCACUAUUGUCGCGUCUGCUUCUGUCGGGGACGUGAACGAGGCGAUUAAAGACGCGGCUAAGGAGGGCGACGUUGCUGCGGUGAAGCUGCUAUUGGCCGGCGGAGGUGUCGACAUUAAUUUACCUAGUCCUGAACGAUCCGGCUGGACAGCGUUGCACCUGGCGGCUUUCUACGAGCAUCCAGAGGUCGUCCAGGUGCUUCUGACUGCCGGAGCUGACACCGACGCUCGGAACAGCACCGGGAAUACUCCGCUGCAGUUUGCGUGCAUAAAGGGCAACCUGGACGUUGCUCGCAUGCUAUUGGAUGCCGGUGCUGACCUGUACGCCACCAGCGAUGACAAGGGAAAUGCUCUCGAGUAUGCUCAAGAGUGGGGAACCGAAGAAAUGGUUGACUUCCUCCUUAUUCGUGCGGCCACAGAAAGGAAUAAAUAA
Closterium sp. Naga37s-1 is the source of this 702-nucleotide messenger RNA. NCBI's taxonomy places the organism in Eukaryota, Viridiplantae, Streptophyta, Zygnematophyceae, Desmidiales, Closteriaceae. The record is from the annotation of a GenBank genome assembly.